GCAUUUCAGUUUCUCCUGUCUUGCUUUAUAGGUCUCUCUUCUUAAACUCUACUUUAAGUAGUUUUAAAUCUUUCCAAGUACAAAUUAGCCUUUUCAUCUGGUACACUUCUACAUUUUUCCUGAAGGUGAUUGGGCAAGAAAUUCACAAAGUCAUUAAUAAUGACAUCAGGACCUGAAUCAAGAAUCCGUUUUGUGUCUUGGAAUACAAAUGGUAUUAAAGAUACCACUCAGUCAGAAGAAAAAAUCUCAAAACUGCUGGACAGUCUCAAUAACCUUCAGGCUGAUGUUGCCUUUAUACAAGAGACACAUAUUGGCCCAGACUGUUAUAAAAUCUUGGAAGAUGUUCCAGGCUGGAACGUCUAUUUCACUGUGUACAGCUCUCGAAGCAAAGGAGUCGCAAUACUGAUAAAAAACACUGUACCAUUCGAGUACAUAUGCCACGAUGAGGACUGCAAUGGAAGUUACAUCGUGCUUUUCUGUCGUCUGUUUGGUGAACUUCACACCCUUGUCAAUAUUUACUAUCAUAAGGCAGACGAAUUUUUCUUGGCUAGAUUGAAAGACUAUCUGGUGGAAACAGCUGAGGGUGUUCUAGUGGUUGGAGGUGAUUUCAACACGGUUUUACAUCCCAGCUUCGAUCGGAAAUCUUCAAGUUAUCAAGCAAGACAUUCACCCUUUAGAGCAUCUUUAAAAUAUUUCACUGUUUCUCUCAAUCUCAGAGACACUUGGUCAUACUUACGGCCUACUGAUGAGGACUACACACGACGUCAGAAUGACAGUCUCUCUAGAAUAGACAUGUUUUUUCUUCCAGAACACAGAAUGGAACGUGUGCGUAAGAUCACUGUACACAAUAUCGCUGAACUGCAAGGUUUUUCUGAUCAUCAUCCUCUUGUACUAGAUCUUACAGUUCGGCAGAAUGUUAACGAAAUACUUCCAAAAGUUGCCAGUGGUGUACGCCUGUGGUGUAAGCCUUCCACACCUGACAGAAGACCAGGAAAGAUUAGUGGGGCAGAAAUACUGAGUGUCAUUAAGUCUUUGACUGAAUUAGAAGAUCUUCCACUUGAUGGAAAGGAUGUAAAAUAUUAUAAAAACAAUUCAUGUGAACUGAGUGAGAGCUUAAAAAUAGAAUACAAUUCAGUGAUGCAGAACAAAGAGAAAUUUGAGCAACCAAAUCCUCCUUAUAAUUCAGGAUACAGACACAUCUUUAAUUUGCAGUAUUUAAUAUUAUCACACAUUUUGGCAAGGCGUCUCAGUGCAUUGAUUUCCAUGAAGGGAACGGUAGAAAUAAAUCAUGAUACAUUUUUUUAUGUAAAAUUUCAGAGAGGGCCACAGAAAAUCAAGUGGCAUUUCCUUCGGUACUCCAUUAGGAAACUGCAUCCUGAGUUAUCGGACAGUGUCCUUCUACCAGAAUUAAGAUUUCUUGAUUACCUUCUUCCUAAAGACCCAAUCUUUUGUGAAUUUAGACUUUUGGAGCCUGGCUAUCCACUCACUAAUGCAAUCUUUUGUUUGGCUCUGAAUGAGCUGGAAGAGUUAGUUUUAGAAAAUAAGUUUAGAGGCACAGUCUGCUAUCAAAGACAGGUUCUGCGAAUACAUACUCCAAACAUUACAUCUGAUUCACGGGAUGUUUUUGUCAGCCAUGUCAAUAACAUAUCAGGACUUAAAAUAACUAUAAAUGAAUGAUUAUUAGACCAUUAUUAGCUCCUUAUCAGAUACUAACAGACAAAGUGAUCUUAAAUUUAGUAAUAUCACAGAAUGUAUUCAGUUUCUUUUAUAUCUGUUCUACUAAUUGCAAUUAUAUAUCAUUAGUUUUGAUAGAUGACUUGAUUUAUAAUGGAACUAAAGGUAGUAAAAAUAAAAAAAUGUAAAAUAUAUAUAUAAAUCGGGAUUACUACAGAAGUAAGAAGAUAUGGCUUACAACUAUAUUUAAGUCCAAAACACAGACUUUUAAUUAGCAUUCAAUUAUACUUUUAUAACUGUAUUUCAGUAUUAUAUUUAUUUAAAGGUAUUUAUAUUCUACAUGAAUGUUGUAGAGUUUCAAUGGCUGUCGGUUUACUUGACUACACCUGCGAAAAAACCUCACUCCUUUUUUUUUUACAUUUUGCUCUUUUUUUACAAAUUCAGUGUAAUAUUUGUAAAUCUCAAAUGUUUCUUUACUUUUGCAGUCAAUAAUUGUAUGUUAUACAUCAUUAGAAUGACUCCAAUGUAUUUCUAUGUACAUUUUAUCAAUGCAGAAAGAACAAGAUCUUAUAAUGCUUCACAUUGUAACUUAUUAAACGCUAUUUUUGUGAA
This is a messenger RNA of Silurus meridionalis, 2286 nucleotides long. RefSeq lists its product as uncharacterized. Lineage: Eukaryota; Metazoa; Chordata; Actinopteri; Siluriformes; Siluridae. Gene Ontology annotation, biological process: base-excision repair. Gene Ontology annotation, cellular component: nucleus. Gene Ontology annotation, molecular function: phosphoric diester hydrolase activity; DNA-(apurinic or apyrimidinic site) endonuclease activity; double-stranded DNA 3'-5' DNA exonuclease activity. The record is from RefSeq and is a predicted model, not a curated record. The transcript has 2 exons. Bases 160 to 1677 code for a protein of 505 amino acids.